ACCAGAGAUGUUCAGUUAAGAUCGCUUGUUACACGAGAGCGUGUGAACGGUCCUAUGAAAAAGCAUGGGCAAUAUUUGUUACUUAGUCUAAUUUGAGCGUGUAUUAAUCAAGUAAACUGACGAGUGUAGUGAUUCGGUGGUAAGUCGUUAGCUGGCUGCCGUAAACUUCAAGUUGCCGCACUUCAUGCAAUUGAGGCCUUCUGGUGCAUUUUACGUCUAAAAAAUGUGAAUAUAUAACUAUUAAGUCCAAUAAAUGAUUCAAUGUUACUGUUUUGAAGGUACAGUAAUUAUUCGGAGGAAGGGCUUGUUCAGCGGCCCCACUUCAUCGUCGCAACUCUUUCGCUGUUUCCACACGGCGUGAUAUCUACCGUCGUAGAACAUCUCCAGUGUCAAUGUCAAGUGAUCUGGGAUCAGCAGUUUACGCUAGAUCCACCUCUAAAGUCUAAUCAAACCUGAUCGAAAGCUUAGAUUGAAAUAAGGAAGCCGACGAGAAGGGUCCGCUAAUGAGGAUAGAAAUCACUCACACAGCAUCACAUUCGUUUCCAGCAUGAAUUCCCUCACAGGAAGAACCGUGUUGAACCUCUUCCGACGCGCUGCGACACCGGCUGGUGUGUCCCCUUUUCUGGCGGUGAGGGUCUGCCAUGGCGGGGUGAGCCGCAAAGGAAGCGUAAGCACGAAGAAGCGCGGCUAUGACAUCACCAGGAACCCCCACCUGAACAAGGGAAUGGCGUUCACUUUGGAGGAGCGCUUACAGCUGGGCAUCCACGGCCUGCUGCCCCCUUGCUUCCUGUCCCAGGAUGUCCAAGUGCUGCGUGUCAUGAAAAGUUACGAAACGCGCAUGAAUCCUCUGGACAAGUACAUCCUGCUGAUGACGCUACAGGACAGGAACGAGAAGCUGUUCUACCGAGUGCUGACCUCUGACAUUGAAGAGUUCAUGCCAAUCGUGUACACGCCCACUGUGGGCUUGGCCUGCCAACAGUACGGGCUGGCCUUUAGAAGGCCGCGAGGACUCUUCAUCACCAUCCAUGAUAGAGGCCACAUUGCCACCAUGCUCAACUCCUGGCCUGAAGAGAACAUUAAGGCAAUCGUGGUGACAGACGGUGAGCGAAUCCUCGGGCUGGGCGACCUAGGCAGCUACGGCAUGGGCAUUCCCGUCGGGAAGCUGGCUCUCUACACGGCCUGUGGCGGAGUACGGCCGCAACAGUGCCUCCCCGUGUUAUUGGACGUGGGGACGGACAACCAGAACUUGCUCAACGACCCCUUGUACAUCGGGCUGAAGCACAACAGGAUCCGAGGAAAGGAGUACGACGCUCUAAUCGAUGAAUUCAUGCAGGCGGUGACAGACAAGUACGGCAUGAACUGCUUGAUCCAGUUUGAGGACUUUGCCAACAGCAACGCCUUCCGCAUUCUCAACAAGUACAGGAAUCGCUACUGUACCUUCAACGACGACAUCCAGGGCACGGCCUCUGUCGCAGUUGCCGGGCUUUUGGCGGCUCUGAAGAUCACCAAAGACAAACUGUUAGACCACACCUUCGUUUUCCAGGGUGCUGGCGAGGCCGCUCUGGGGAUUGCUCACCUGCUCAUGAUGGCCAUGGCCAAGGAGGGCGUUUCCCGGGAAGAAGCCGCCAAAAGGAUCUGGAUGGUGGACUCCAAAGGCCUUAUUGUCAAGGGGAGGAGUCAUCUGAACCACGAGAAGGAGGAGUUUGCACAUGAGCACCCCCACCUGAAGACCCUGGAGGAGGUGGUGCACACCAUCAAACCCACUGCCAUCAUCGGAGUCGCCGCCAUCGGAGGAGCGUUCACCGAGAAGAUAAUCAAAGACAUGGCGUCCUUCAACGAGCGGCCCAUCAUCUUCGCCCUGAGUAACCCCACCAGCAAGGCCGAGUGCACGGCGGAGCAAUGCUACAAGCUCACUGAGGGCAGAGGCAUCUUCGCCAGCGGGAGUCCCUUCAACAAGGUGACGCUGGCUGACGGCCGCUCCUUUUACCCUGGCCAGGGAAACAACGCCUACGUCUUCCCCGGGGUGGCGCUGGGUGUCAUAGCCUGCGGAGUUCGCCACAUAUCAGACGAAAUCUUCCUCACUACAGCAGAGGCGAUCGCCGACAUGGUGACCGAGGAGCACUUGGCCGAGGGACGACUCUACCCUCCUCUCAACUCCAUCAGGGAGGUGUCCUUCAAGAUUGCAGUCAAGAUCGUCAACUACGCGUACAAACACAACAUGGCGUCGCUGUACCCCGAGCCGAAGGACAAGGAGGCCUUUGUGUUGUCUCACAUCUACAGUCCCGACUACGACUCGUUCACGCUGGACACAUACGCUUGGCCGCAGGAAGCCAUGAACGUCCAGGAUGUGUGACCGACUCCCCCCUCGCCCCCCACGUGGCAUCAGCAAGUACAACAAGUACACUCCCUCCUCUGUGCAUACGGCAUACUUUUCUACCGACCUGGUGUCUUUCAAGCUGAAAGUGAAGGAAGUGGUUCAAGAGGCAGCAAAGGACAAAGUGCGUCACAUACGUACGUACUCGCGGUGUUCAGUGGCGCUCGGUGUUUGAUUCUUUUACAACUCCAUGGUAACAUAAUCAGAAGCUCAAAAGUCACACUCAAUCCCGUGACGACUACAACUUUGUCCCCUUUUCAAGCCCCACGGCGUUUCGUGUUCUUUACAGCUACUAACUAACCGUGUCUGUCACUCCUACUAAACUCAUGCUCUUCAUGUUAGUAGUUUUGGAAGGCAGGGGAGUGUGCGUGUGCGUGCGUGCGCACGUGUGUGUGUGUUUAUUUAAAUGACCAGCGCCACCUUCAAAUUUGGGUCAAAGUUCCUGAUGCAAGUGUGAAUGGUUGAUGUUUUAAAGGGAACAUUAAACUUUGUAUUGAUUUAUGUA
This is a messenger RNA of Dunckerocampus dactyliophorus (ringed pipefish), 2879 nucleotides long. It is a transcript of the gene me3, whose product is annotated as malic enzyme 3, NADP(+)-dependent, mitochondrial. The record is from RefSeq and is a predicted model, not a curated record. Gene Ontology annotation, biological process: malate metabolic process; pyruvate metabolic process. Lineage: Eukaryota; Metazoa; Chordata; Actinopteri; Syngnathiformes; Syngnathidae. Gene Ontology annotation, cellular component: mitochondrion. The transcript has 15 exons. The coding region runs from base 548 to 2353 and encodes 601 amino acids. Gene Ontology annotation, molecular function: NAD binding; malate dehydrogenase (decarboxylating) (NAD+) activity; malate dehydrogenase (decarboxylating) (NADP+) activity.